ACGAACACCCCCUUUCAGUUCUAUUCCUUUGCCUAUUUAACUCUCCUCAUUCAUCCCACCUCCUGUCUUAACUUGUUCUCCUUUCUAUUCUAUUCUCUUUUCCCCAAGCAACCAAGAACUAAAAGCAGAGCAUCAUAAUUCAUUCACCAGAUGGAAGGACGAAAGACGGUUGAUUUCGAAGAUUUCUUGCCAAUAAUGGCCGACAAGUUGGGUGGGCAAGGAUUGAUAGAAGAGAUCUGCAAUGGGUUUCAGUUGCUCAUGGACCCUGAUAAGGGACUCAUCACUUUCGAGAGCUUGAAGAGAAACGCCGCCCUUUUGGGGUUACAAGGAUUGACAGACGACGAACUGCAAAGCAUGUUGAGGGAAGGGGAUGUCGACGGUGAUGGGGCUCUCAAUCAGAUGGAGUUUUGCGUUCUCAUGUUCAGAUUGAGUCCUGAUUUGAUGGAAGAGUCUGAGAUGUAUCUGGAAGAAGCUCUCCAGCAGGAUAUGAUGGAUAUAUAAUUUGUUUCAGCUUUCUUGUUUUUCUUGUUUUUCUUUCCUCUCUUUCUAUUUUUUCUGUUAUUCUCCAGUUCCUCAUUUGUUCUUGUUAUUGAUGUGGGCAUUUGGAAAGGAGAAAACAAAAUACAAAAAAGAAAAGCAAAUUUUUUGAUGUUAUCCGAUUGAUUCAGUGGAAGGAUUGCUAAUUUAUUACAACUGAUUUUCGAUAAA
Molecule: messenger RNA, 708 nt
Organism: Nelumbo nucifera (sacred lotus)
Lineage: Eukaryota; Viridiplantae; Streptophyta; Magnoliopsida; Proteales; Nelumbonaceae
Product: calcium-binding protein PBP1-like
Molecular function (GO): calcium ion binding
Source: RefSeq, a predicted model, not a curated record